GUCGUCGAAUGCGCUCCUUCGAUCAGCUGCCAUGCAUUCCUCGAAUGGAGGCGAUAGAUUUCCGACCGGAGGCUUGUCUUUCUCUCCAGGAACGUAGUUUCAACGGGAUAUUCUCACUUAGGGGGACAAUUGUCCAAAAAUGACACACUCUCAACGAAACGCUACUCAAACGAAGGCUGUCAAGCAGGCUUCAGGGAGAAAUGCGCCAAAGGUGAAAACAGCUUGUCGCACCUGCAAAGUUCGUAAGGUCAAAUGCGAUGAAGCUCGCCCUGCAUGCAAUCGAUGCAUCAAAUCGGGCCGUUCAUGUGAAGGCUAUGGGAUCUGGGGAGGAGGUACUAGCAGUGUAGCCGCUCAAAUUACGCAGUCUAUUUCUCCGCACUGUACCGACAAUGUACGGCCCAAGGUCCGCAUAUCGCGAAAGGAAUCCAACUCUUAUGUGAAGACAUUCCAGCCCAAUCCUGGACCGUUGAAGUUGCCAGGAACUGAGUCAUCUUCAACUCGUACAGCCCAAGAAGAAUUGAGCCAGAUUGUUCAAGCGAGGCGCGUUCAAGACUUCUCUAACCAGCUUCCAACCACAAAAGGCUACGAAUGCAUUUUUUAUUCCAUCCCUCCAGUUAUCCCGAUGGUUUCAAGAUUGGAAGAAGAAUCUAAUUUGAUGUCCUGGUUCCAGGAAAUCACGUCCAGGAAGCUCACGGGUGCAUUUUUAUCUGAAUUUUGGACGUCUUUCCUGCUUCAGGUUUGCUACAGCGAGCCACCGGUGUGGCACGGAGUUCUGGCACUGACGUCUGCCCACAAAAAGGAGCUACUGCAAUUACCUGGUGUAGCCCCGGUAGAUGAACUAUUCACCUUGAAGGCGUACAGUAAAGCAAUACGUUGUCUCGAACCGCACUUCCACGACCAGACUGUAUCGUCACGAAGGGUCACAUUGAUUACAUGUAUACUAUUCGUGUGUCUGGAAUUAAUCCAGAAACAUUAUGCCGCUGCAGUAUCACAUUUGUCCAGUGGUUUGAAAUUGAUAGAGCAAUUCGAGCACGAUUUGGACGGAGACGGCUUCAGAGCAGUCGUCAACGACUACACAUCCCAACUCAUAUACGAAGCCUUCUUGAAGCUUUCACUGCAGGUCGCUCUGCUCGGAUACAGAAAUUUUGAUCCAGGUUUCAUUCUGAAUCGUCGAAUUGCCUCGGAGACUCGGCCAAAAUUCUUGUCUAUCGAGGAAGCCAAAGAGCUGCUCGAUAAGCUUCUCUUUCGGGCUCUCGAGAUCGGCAAUGUGAGCAGGAAGGAACACCUCUCACAGCAGGCUCAAGCUGCGCUGCUUUGCGAAAAAAAGGCAUUACAGACUGAAAUAAAUUCCUGGUGGGAAGCAUUCAAUGUAUACGUCGUUGACAAAAUCUCGUCACUGCCUCCGAAAAGUAAAGCUGGCGUCAUUAUAUUGCGCAUGUAUUACGCAAUGGCCAUUAUCAUUACGGAGGCAUGUCAGUAUCCGCACCUUGAAACGGUCUAUGAUGCUCUGACGCCUCAGUUUUUCGCGAUCAUGGAAUAUGCGACCAAAAUGUGGACAAUUGUGGCCGGAUGGCACGCGCAAUUGGGGAUCAAUCAAUUUCCUGGAGACGAGAGAGGCUCGAUCAUCGACAUCGGUUGGAUUCCAGCAGUGUACUAUACUGCUAUAAAAUGCCGCGUCCGUAGACUCCGACUGUAUGCAAUACAGCUGCUCGAGGCCACCCUCCACACCGAGGGCAUUUGGGAUGCGACCGUAGCGGCCUCUGUUGCUCGCGAGGUGAUGCGUAUUGAAGACGGCACUGAGCAGGAAUUGUGCGUAAAUGAAGUUUACCAGGUCGUUUGUAUGCCGUCGCAAGAAGAGAUAUCACCGCCGACGUUACCGGAGUCGCAACGAGUGCAUGGUGUCGAAGUCGCAUAUUCAGGUGAGGGAAAUCUCAGCGUUGAGGUGACAUGCCGCAGAAGGUGGGAAAAUGGGAAUUGGGAAGAAAUACACAGAACAUACAAUCCUAAGAUGAGAGUUUGGACAGAUCAGACGCAUUAGAUGAUGGAUGAUGUAUGAUGCAUAGUAAAUCAUGAUAGAUCAUAGAGAUGAACUUUGACGCGUAGAUCCACGCCUGCUAGUUUGGCGUGUUGUUUUU
Molecule: messenger RNA, 2135 nt
Organism: Verruconis gallopava
Lineage: Eukaryota; Fungi; Ascomycota; Dothideomycetes; Venturiales; Sympoventuriaceae
Exons: 2
Coding region: 140-2038 (632 amino acids)
Biological process (GO): regulation of DNA-templated transcription
Molecular function (GO): DNA-binding transcription factor activity, RNA polymerase II-specific; zinc ion binding
Source: RefSeq, a predicted model, not a curated record